AUGGGUUCCCGCGCGCCCUACACGCUGGUGGACACCACGCCCGCCAAGACCAUCCUGGUGUACCGCAACGGGGACCAGUUCUACGUGGGCAGGAAGUUCGUGCUCUCGCGGCGCCGCGCCGCCACCUUCGAGGCGCUGCUGGAGCAGCUGACGGAGCAGGUGGACGUGCCCUUCGGCGUGCGGCGCCUCUACACGCCCACGCGCGGCCACCAGGUGCGCGAGCUGGACGCGCUGCAGGCCGGCGGCAAGUACGUGGCGGCCGGGCGCGAGCGCUUCAAGAAGCUCGAUUAUAUUCACAUAGUUCCCAGAAAACCUGGAAAGAUGAGGAAGUUGAAGGAAAUCAAGCCAGUGGUACAUUGCGAUAUAAAUGUGCCUUCCAGGUGGCAAACAUAUCAUCGGAUAUCCAGACAUAUCAAUGUUUUCACAAAUGGAAGAUUAUUUAUCCCACCUAUGAAAAUUAUUAUCCCCAAAUUCAGUCUGUCAGAUUGGAAUAGCGUGCUGGCCACGAUUGGAGAGAAGGUCUUUCCUCUGGGAGGCGUUCGGAAAUUAUUCACAAUGAAUGGGCAUCUUCUGGACAACUCUAAGGAUUUGCAAGACAACCAUUUUUAUGUUGCUGCAGGACUGGAGAGCUUCAAGCAUUUUGCUUACUGGAAAUCCCCAAAAGUUCCCAGUGAUGUCCAACAAAGCUACACGGACACUGAAAAACACCCACAGAGAAAGAAAAAGGUGGAUGCCAAAGGAAAAGAGCCUCGUAAACAAGACAGCCUCACCCCCAGAACACAGGAUUCUGUUUAUUAUGCCAAAGAAGGAAAGAAAGAAACCAUGGUAGAACCUUUAGUCCAAACCGGCGCAGAAGGUGAUGUGUACAAAGCACAGACCCCCACCAAGGAUGCACAAGGGGCGCUGCAAGUCAAGGAGGACCUAGACGUUCCAGUGGAGGUACCUGUGGACCAGGUUCCAGCUGAAAUAGUAAAAGAAGAUGAAGAGACACAGGUUACCACCCCUGAUUUUGAAAGCAAGGCGGUUGAUGAUGAGAGUUUGUGUUUCUCGGCUUGA
Molecule: messenger RNA, 1056 nt
Organism: Lepus europaeus (European hare)
Lineage: Eukaryota; Metazoa; Chordata; Mammalia; Lagomorpha; Leporidae
Gene: DCDC2C
Product: doublecortin domain containing 2C
Exons: 10
Coding region: 1-1056 (351 amino acids)
Biological process (GO): intracellular signal transduction
Cellular component (GO): microtubule organizing center; microtubule
Source: RefSeq, a predicted model, not a curated record